AUGACGUCCAAACCUUGGAAUCUUGGCUGGUUCGGCCACCGCAGGACGAAAUCCGAUCCAUCAUCUCGCAAACGCGUACGCGACUCCACGCAUUCAUCCAGCUCCGCCCUCUCCAAGAUCAAUCCAUUCCACUUUCUCCGCCAUCGGCGAACGAAGAGCGCUCCGGUAGAUGCGCGGACUACUUUUGAGAAGAAGGGCUCGCACGCUGCGAGCGAGAACAUUGCUUUGAGUAGUUCCGACGACACUAUCCCGUCCUUCUGCGCCGGCAACGAACGACUUCCGAGCUAUCAUGCAUACAAACCGCCAUCUACCCAGCCCAGUCUCUUACCGGCUUUGGAAACAUGCUCGUCGGGUGGCUCCGUUUUGACCGUUGCCCGCUCAUCGUCUGAUCACCUCGGCCUAGCCAAACCCAAAGUUGAUCGCGCUACUCAGGACCAUGGACCAGUUGCUUUCAAAUCGCUCGAACGCUUUUCCGAUUUGAAGGCUGCCUGUAUUCACAUCGCGCUCUUAGAGACCCGCAUCCAAGAACUCGAGUCACGUAUACCUGUGGCCUUUGAGCCCAGUGCCCUUCUAGUCGACAAUCCUGCUCGCAACUCGAGUGAUAGGAAACAAGAAGCGUCGCCCCAAGCCAGCCGGGAAAGGAUCGUGACCUACGCGGAAGCAGGGAUACAAGCGGACGCAUCUGGGAUCCAGACGUCGGACUCGGCACCGAGCGAAGUGAACGACAAGGACAAAUAUGUCUGCUCUCUCCGGCUCACAUUACACGCGAGGCGCGAAGUUCGUCAUUGGAGGAAGAUGUGCAAGUAUUGGGAACGACGCGCGCGAUCUCAUGAAGUGGACUCGUCUGAGACAGCUAUCAUCACGCCGAGUUCUAGUGGUCUACCGGAUAUCGAAGAGGAGACGCUCAGCGAGGACAGGAAGAAGGCCCUCGGGGAACUCAUAGAGCGUCGCAAGCGAAGCCAGCAUAGGAGGUCUUUCUCGGUAGGACGGGUCGGGCAUCAUAGACACAGGCCAUCGAUCAGCAUCUCAGAGCGUCGCCGGCGGAUAUCUGGUCUCUCUCCCUCGCGGAACGGUGUCACAUCUGCUUCUUUGCUUGCGAUCGGAACGACUAUGGUUUCCUUCCCGUCUUCGUCGUCUGAAUUCUCUACGGCGUCAGAUGCAUCGAUGCAGACACAGUACGGCAAUGAUGGCAAAAACCUAGGAGAGGGAACCACGGUGGUCUCCCUGAUCCGUAAGCCCACGCCGCAUCCGACCUCCAUGGCAAAAGCCGUCUCCGUCUCCGCAGCUCGCAGGAUCGUCCUCCCUGUCAGAUCCGCGCCCUCAGAAAAUUCGAACCCGGCCAUGGCCCACAUCGGCACUUUGUCUGCCAGCCAAAGUUCGAAAAGCGUCCGCCGCAAGACUAGUCAAUCAACACUGACCGGGAAAGUGGCGCGUUCUUCAUCUGUUGCUGCUUUACCCAAGAGCAAAUCCAAGACACCGCCACGCACCCCGCUCAGGGACAGAUCUGGAGUUUUGAAUGAGAGAUUCGGCAAAAAUACGCCAAGACAUGUCACGUUCGACGCACCUACCAUGCAGCGACUGCCUACAGUGAAGGGGAGCGUGUCUAGCAUUCCUCGCUCCAAAAUGACCCCUUCCCACCUUCCCUCUCCGCUGGUUCGGAGCUCAUACGGCGUCUCGCGCUGA
Messenger RNA from Punctularia strigosozonata HHB-11173 SS5, 1683 nucleotides. RefSeq lists its product as uncharacterized. The transcript has 2 exons. NCBI's taxonomy places the organism in Eukaryota, Fungi, Basidiomycota, Agaricomycetes, Corticiales, Punctulariaceae. The record is from RefSeq and is a predicted model, not a curated record. Bases 1 to 1683 code for a protein of 560 amino acids.